This is a messenger RNA of Coturnix japonica (Japanese quail), 8457 nucleotides long. RefSeq names its product mitogen-activated protein kinase kinase kinase 2 (gene MAP3K2). Gene Ontology annotation, molecular function: protein binding; ATP binding; protein kinase activity. NCBI's taxonomy places the organism in Eukaryota, Metazoa, Chordata, Aves, Galliformes, Phasianidae. The record is from RefSeq and is a predicted model, not a curated record. Gene Ontology annotation, biological process: protein phosphorylation.
GGGGCUGGAGCUCAAAACCAGAAUGAAAUAAUGAAAUAAGCUUUUUUCAAACCUUGUGAGUGAUUUAUUUUUUAUUCUGGUGAUUGUAAAUGUUAAUUCAGGGCGCACAGAAUUUCUGGAAGAAAUGUACCUUUGGAUAGCAACCAUGGUAGCCCUUUGAAUUUAAGUCAAAUGAGUUUGUUGAGAUGUUUUUCUGUGUUCUUAAGUCUUAACCCUGUUUAACCACAUUUAAGAUAUUAGAGAAGCUGAAUUUCACAUUUGACUAUGAGUUUCUAUGACACAUGAAAUGUAGGUGUAACAUGAAAUGGAAGUGAUUUGAUAAAACAAUUACUUCUAUUACAUCUAAUAAAUGUUCUCUACAGGAUUUGAGUAUAAAGGUAGAAAUCAAGUAUUUUUAGCUUGCAAAUCUCUUCUUUAACUUUGGAACGUGAAUAUUCACGAAGAGGGGAAGCUUAUAAAUAUUGAUGAUGAAAUGCAUCAUUUUCAUCUGUGAAAUGGAACCUUAGGAAGGGCAGCAUUCUCUGGUGUGGGAGACAUGUUCAGCUUGCUGGGAGUGAACUCCUUCACAGGUAAGAACUGUAACAAACAUUUUGGGCCAUGCUGAGUAAAACGAGCUUUUAUUUGACCUCAUCUUCUUUAACCUUCAGGCAAAGCAAUAGAUGUCUUCAGAUCUAAGCCAGUUCUUUAGAAGACGCUUAUUCCUGCGUGUGCUUUUCUUUCCUGACAAGAAGCUGAAACAGCCGGUGUGUGUGGAGCCAUAAUGCACUGCAGCUGGCUGCAAUAGGAGACGUACUCAGAACACUCGGGGAAAUAAAAUAAUGCUAACGAGACAACCGCAUCCCUGAAGUUCAGGUUUUCAGGCUGGCUGCCAUUAUGGAUGAGCAGCAAGCUUUGAAUUCAAUCAUGCAGGAUUUGGCUGUGCUUCAUAAGGCCAGUCGUCCCGCACUGCCCCAGCAAGAAACAGGAAAACCAAAGUCAUCUUCACCUAAAAAACAGAAUGAUGUUAGAGUCAAAUUUGAACAUCGAGGUGAAAAAAGGAUACUCCAAUUACCCAGGCCUGUCAAACUUGAAGAUCUUGUAGCUAAAGCGAAGGUUGCUUUUGGACAGACUAUGGAUUUACAUUACUGCAAUAAUGAGCUUGUAAUUCCAUUAACCACACAGGAUGACCUGGACAAAGCUGUUGAACUGCUUGACCGUAGUGUUCAUAUGAAGAGCCUCAAGAUAUUGCUUGUCAUACAUGGAAAUACACAGUCACCCAGUGUAAAUAAUGUGGAGCCCCUACCCUCACUGGAAGAUUUAGAUAAUACAGUGUUCGGCGUGACAGAAAGGAAAAGGCGGCUUUCUGUAUUAGUAGGUUCUAAUAAUCGUGAUAGGAGUUCGCCUCCCCCAGGAUACAUUCCAGAUGAACUGCAUCAGGUGGCCCGAAAUGGGUCGUUCACCAGUAUCAACAGUGAGGGUGAAUUCAUUCCAGAAAGCAUGGAUCAGAUGCUGGAUCCACUCUCAUUGAGCAGUCCUGAAAAUUCUGGCUCAGGAAGCUGUCCCUCACUUGACAGCCCUUUAGAUGGAGACAACUAUCCCAAAUCUCGGAUGCCGAGAGCACAGAGCUAUCCAGAUAAUCAUCAGGAAUUCUCAGUAGAGUACGAUAUCCCAAUAUUUGAGAAGUUUGGCAAGGGGGGAACUUAUCCCCGAAGGUACCAUAUUUCAUAUCAUCAACAAGAUUACAACGACGGUCGUAAAACUUUUCCGAGGGCCAGGAGGACGCAGGGGAACAGCUUCCGGUCACCUGUUAGUUUCAGUCCCACUGAUCACUCACUGAGCACCAGUAGUGGGAGCAGCGUCUUCACACCAGAGUAUGAGGAUAACAGAAUGAGGAGGAGGGGGAGUGACAUUGACAAUCCUACCUUGACUGUCAUGGACAUCAGCCCACCCAGUCGCUCACCACGAGCUCCAACUAAUUGGAGACUUGGCAAACUGCUGGGUCAGGGUGCAUUUGGCAGAGUGUAUCUGUGUUACGAUGCUGAUACCGGAAGAGAACUGGCUGUUAAACAAGUACAGUUUGAUCCUGAUAGUCCAGAAACCAGCAAGGAAGUAAAUGCUCUUGAAUGUGAGAUUCAGUUGCUGAAAAAUCUGCUGCACGAGAGGAUCGUUCAGUACUACGGCUUCUUGAGGGACCCACCGGAGAGAACACUCUCUAUAUUCAUGGAAUAUAUGCCAGGGGGUUCCAUCAAAGACCAGUUAAAAUCGUAUGGAGCACUCACAGAGAAUGUGACUCGCAAAUACACGCGGCAGAUUUUAGAAGGAGUUCUCUAUUUGCACACAAACAUGAUUGUCCAUCGGGACAUUAAAGGAGCAAAUAUUCUGCGAGAUUCAGCGGGCAAUGUGAAGCUGGGUGACUUUGGUGCCAGCAAACGACUGCAGACCAUCUGUAUGUCUGGGACUGGGAUGAAGUCCGUCACAGGAACUCCAUACUGGAUGAGUCCAGAAGUUAUCAGUGGAGAAGGGUACGGCAGGAAAGCAGAUAUCUGGAGCGUAGGUUGUACAGUGGUAGAAAUGCUCACUGAGAAGCCCCCGUGGGCAGAAUUUGAAGCAAUGGCUGCCAUCUUUAAGAUUGCCACUCAGCCAACCAAUCCCCAGUUACCACCUCAUGUCUCAGACCAUGCUCGGGAUUUCCUGAAAAGGAUUUUUAUCGAGGCCAAGCUGCGACCAUUUGCAGAUGAACUGCUAAGACACACGUUUGCACACUAUCACUAACAGCCUGCCUCAACUCAGCUUGCGUCUGCUGCGUUUAUUUUCUAUUUGACUGCACUUUUAUUUUUUAUUUUUUACAAAAAGGAGAAAAAAAGACAAGAGAGAGAAGGCGUUCUCUUGAAUCUUUGUUUCACUUAGAUUGUAAGCAAUCUAAAUUUUGUAUCUAAAAUGAGAAUCUUCCCUUCCCUGCUCCCACCGGGACUAGAACUCCUUGUUUCUAUAAUGUACUGAUGUGGUUCAUGUAGAUAAAGCACUUUAGUACAUAUUUGCUCCUUAUUUAAAGAGGGAAAAAUAAUAGAAGUGAUUGGACAGUCAGGAACUGUGUGUUUUUUUUUCCGACACCGCUGACUGACUCAGGGUGCAGGGAAAACAGACAUGCAGCCAGGGGACGAGAAGGUUACUCCUCUGUGAUCCAUUGUUACGUUACAGGUACUUGCAGCGGAGAGUUCUAAGUUCUUAUAUGUUAGCAGUUUAAUGAGUUUCUGCCUUGUGUAAUUUAAGCGGGAUCACAUGGUUCUGAGAGUUAAUUUUAACGCUGGAAGAACUUGGAAUUCUUCGUACAAAAGCGUGUUUUGACUGGUACUUCUGUGUGACCAAAAGAAAAAGAACAGCAACAAAAAAGAACUCAACGCUGGUGACCGAGUUCUACACCAAAAUCUCUAUCGUAUAUUCUUAACAGGAAAAGAAUUGCAGGUAAACAGAUGAUGGACCCGGAUCCUAGGAACUACUGUACUGCAAGGGGAAUAUUUCCAUAGUAGGAAAGAGUCAGCUGCUGGAUGUAAAUAUUUAGGAGAAUGUCUCCUGCUGUAUCUGCCAAAGAAAAUCCUCCGUUACAUACAUUUGCAGGGAGACUAUCAUGUUAGAUAAGAAAUAUUAGAGGUGUUGAGAGAGAAUUCUCCUCCAUGGUGCCAUGAAUGUCUGGGGGAAAUGGAGUGACUGAUCCUUCUGCAGUAUGAAUUACGUGAUUCAUAACGACCUGUAGGAAAUAAUGGCUUCAAAGCUGUUGAGGGGCGCUAGGAUGGAAUGUAUGUCAACAUCAAGUGCCUAAAGAAUAUCAAAUCCUUCCCCUUAUGCACUCUAAGCAUCGCUUUAGUAACACAGUUCAGUCAUCCAGGAUGUGUUUUAAAAAGUCCUACAAUAAAAUUGAACUUCUUUUAGCAUUAGGAAUAAGUCACAGAGAAGAAAGACCCCACUUUAUUUUUCAUAAGGUAACGAUGAUCAAGGAGGCACAGCACAAAGCUGUGUGAAGGAGAGGCUCGAAGCACAGAGCCCCAGCAAUCAAAUAGCGUGAGCACGCUUACCCCAGCCUGAUAACCCGGCUAUCAGUGUUCUUCAGCUUCCCAGCUGUCACGAGAUGAACAUUAAUCAACUUCUUCUUUUUCUCAAAGAAAAUAAUAAAAGAACAAAGGAGAAACUCUGAAUUGGAGCUUCUCAAUCGAGAAGUCCUGGUACUGAUGAGAGGCAGUUAGUGACUGAAUUUCAUAGCAGAAAAGUCAAACUCUCCUAUUUCUGUGGAACACAACAUAAAUAACUUAAAAAGGGAAUUUGGAAAUAAACGAUUGGACUACAGAACUGAGUUAAUGUAUACGGCUUGGAUGAUUCAUUGUUUGCUUUUGUUUUAUAACAACAGACCAGGCUGACACUGUGAACCUUGUCCGCUCUGACAGGGCUGUGUUAUUGUCCCCAGGCCCUGCUGUGUUUGACAUCUUUAGAGGAACAGAAGAAUUACGAAGUGCAUGGAGGCAGAGUAGUAAAUUUGCCCAUCCUCACACUAAUAAACUCAUGGGAGUUCUGCUGACUUCCAAAUUCGGUACAGGCGUGUGAAUCUAUCCGAGCUGCUUUACCUGUAGAGGAGGAAGGAUGAGUUGUUGGCCAUCUCCUCUGAGGCUGAGUGGUGCCCUCUGCCAUUUCUUAGAGCUUUCCCCGACUUAAAUCGUUCUCAGCCAGGGGACACAACCACGCAAGGUUUUCUGAGCGUGGAAAGGACAGUCCUGACCAGGGACAGUUUAGGAGGUUGAAAGGGAGGUCUGCUCAUGCUGACUGACUUAGGAUUUCUCUGUCGCUGGAUAAAGGCUGUGAAAGCAGAUUGUGGGAAGAAUUUGUGCAUACUCUGCUGUAAAGGACCUUUUCUUUAUGAGCAGCAUUUAGUGAAAGCAAGGGAGGGAGGUUUAACACAGAGUGUAGCUUCUGUAGCUGAUUUAAAGAUCAGAUAAUUGAAACGAUUGCUUUUGAGCUGAUCGAGAGGGUCCUGAAACAGAGUCGAAAAUACAUGGGGAGAAAUCAGUUGUGGACAGUGAUAUCUGCAAAGGCAAGGAAACUUUGUGUUACUGAAAGAGGACUUUAAAGAGAAACAUAACCAGGUUUAUCUGUAACAUUCUUAACGUUUGAAGAUGCUCUUCUGAAAGGAUUCAUUGCUCUCUGAAGCUUGAACAUUUUCAGAAUCCUUUUUUCUAAUACCGAGUCCUUUUAGUGAGACAGUGCUGGCUCGUGUAUGUUGCAAUAUCACUUCUGUUGUUGUGAUCUUAAUACUGAGUAAUCCAAGUUGCUGCUUUUGUGCCUUUCCUCCUAAUGGCAUUCAGUCAUGACAAUGGGGAGCGUGUUGGAACUUGAAAAAAAAAGAAAUCAAUUUACACAAUGCAUUUCCCUUAAUUUAUUGAAAUACCCAGACACUGCUGAUGUAGAGACAGCGCUGUUAAAUGAAGAUGACUUGUGGUAGUUCCAGCAACGUUAGCAAAACGUUACUGACUUAGCCAGGAUUAGGCCUGAACUGUUCUAUUUACCCUACGGAAAACUUGUCUACUGACCUAAGAUUCUUGCAGUGAAUGGAGGUGAUGAUUGCCACAUGUAUUUUGAGCUAGAAGCUAAACUAGACUUUGCCCACGAGGUUGGCUGAUACUCGUACCCUUGCAUGUUGUACUUCAACGCUGUUGCGUUGUGGUAAUGUGGUAAGCCAGUCUGCAUUAAAUCAUGUAAUUCGUCUGUAUAUAGUGUCUGUAAAGCGCUUCAUUGACUACUGGCACGAUAAUGAACAAACUUCAGUUGUAACUGAGCGCAUGGAAUGGCACACGUACAGCUCUGUUGGCAGAGGCUUGCAGAGACUAAGUCCCUUCUCACCACUUCUGGUGUCUUACGUGUGAAAAUGGCAGCGUUUUAGAGUCCUCAAUUGUCUUUAAUUGUCAAAUCCAAUUACCAGAUAAUGCCAGUGACAAUAAGGCUGCUGCAGGGUUACGGUCUGUUUUCCUGUAAAAGCUGUUGCAAAGCCGUGCUCACCAAAAGUAAGAAUCCAGGUUCACAGUGAGUGUUUACAGAGGGCUGACUGAUCUGCUGAGGAGCUUCAGUGUCAUCUGUUCCAUGUUAUAAGGAAGAAAGGUUCAGCUGCUUCUCUAAUUUGGCUUUAAUGGUGUCACUCUCAGUCCUGUUAAGCAACAGGACUCCUCUCUCCUGGUAGAGCAGGACUGGAAGCUUCAGUCAUAUCAGAGCAAAUGGUUUUAUUCUUAGUUUGGGUGAUGGAAAUAUCUGUGCAAGGACUUGCUAGAUCCGUAUCUUGUUAAGUGAAUAGGUGCAUUUACAUUGACUUAGUCUUACUUUUUCAGCUUGAUUUGCAGUUCUCGUUGUAGCUUAACAGCUACAGAAAUGGGAAGUUACUUCUUUUCUCAGCUACUGCCGAUUGAAGCUGGGCUUUGAUGGUCCUUAGAGGCCCCUUCCAACUCAAAUGAUUCUCUGGUUCAGCUGUCUGCCUUAAUUCCAUUCAAACCGUAGUUUCACAUCGUUACACUGUGGCUGCCGUACAAUGCCAUGACUCCAAAGCGGUAUUGGAGCAUACCCUGCGCUGCCCCGAGCUGUGCUGGGAAGCGUGCUUAGAGUUAUCAGCUGCAUCCCACUUUGAAAUGGAGAACUUGUAAAAGUGAUUUUUGGAGCUGUUCCGGAGGUUUCAGAUGUGCACAUUGCAGACUGUAGGCUGCUCUGCAGACCAGAAAAUGGCUUAUCUCCAGCUCCAGCAGUGCUUUACAGCUGGCAUUUAGCCUGCCAGCUCAGGGUACCGGGCUCUGGGUUUCCUCUGGACUUCAUAGCGGGUGCGAAAUCAUAGUUGGUCCAUUUGUAAACGUGGUUCUGUGUUAACGACUGCCUGCUUUUGGUGCACAAGGAACAUUAUCUACCUAAAAGCAAAUCAACAGAUUUCUCAGCAAGGCUGAUGCUGUACUAUUAAUUCACUUCCAUUUCUGUUUGGAUAAGUGCCAGCCCUGCCAUUGUCCUGACUGAAAGCCACCUUGCAGCACCAUCGGUACAGUGCAGUGUGUGGCAGGCAGGUCUUUCAGGCAGCACAGAGAUUGUGUGACUGCAGCUUCAGAGCCUUGAGCAAAUUGGGCAGAGCUACAGUUAGUUAUUGUUAUCUUUAAGAUCUGUGCUGCAUACAGGGAAACAGAACUUGUGUGCUGUAAUGCAGCUCUGUACGGUUACUGCAAAAGCCAAGUAUUACAGCCAGUACCAUCUUCCUGCUGGUAACUUGUCUGUGUCAGUGACGAGGCUGCAGUGCACAGCCACACACCAUUACCAAAGCUUUCCUGAUAGUGACAGCCUGUGGGUUGGUGCUGCUGUAGGUACACGAAUAUCCACCAGGUACUGGUACGUGGUGACAGACACCUCCCGCAUUGAAAAGCUUUGUGUUAGAUGCUGCUUUGGUGUGCAGAACUCACACACCAUUAAAAUCAAGGGUUUGGGGUUUGUUUUUGGUUUGUUUUUUGUUUUUCUUGUUUAAGCUCUAUUUAAAUUAAUCAUAUUGAUGUAUACUGAAAAAAAAACGCGUAAGCAGGGUGACUAAACCUGGUGCCUUCUGUAGCCAGGCCUGAGCUUUGGGAUGUGUAUGGGACACCAUAAGGAAGGGGCUGUGACUUGCACUGCUGUGUGCCACAGCAUCUCCGAGCUGCUGAGAAGCAGCCUGACAUGAGAGCCAGGUGUCACCCACAGCCACGUGGGGGCAGAACUGCCACCAAGCUGGCUUCCAGAUCAAUACUCUUGGUCAGAAACAAAGGAACUCCUCUCUCUUUUUAGCACUGAGGAGCCGGGCUGUGCGAGGUGCAGCUCUGGGGCUGCACGGGGUCCCCUGUGUGGGUUGAGUCUAUCAGUGGGUACGUGUGUGUGCUCUGAAGGUGCAGUGCUGGCAGCCUCGCUUGGGCUAAACCUUUAGGUUUUUGUGAACUUACUUUAUGUUAAGGGGAGAGGAACUGGAUUAAAACACAUGGAAAUUGUAUCUCAUGGUUCAGUCCUUACUCUGAGUCCAGUGACGAGGGCUGCAGGUCAGGGCCCGCUGUGGGAACAUACAAGGAUACUUCACUCCAAAGUGGAAACACAUCAGAGGUUUCCAUGUCCCUUCCUUACAGCCCAUCCUCUUCCUCAAAGCUUAUCUCACAUGGGUUUAAAAACGAGGGUUAUCUUUAUGUUGCUGAGCAGGCGUUAGGCUGUCAGUCCCCAGUGCUGGUUUCCCAUCCAUCCCAGCUCACAGCCUGGGUUCAGUGCUUGGAUGUGGUGGUUCCUUGAAGCCUCGCCUGUCACCUCAGCCCCCCACAGCCACACGAUGGAGAAUCACUGUAAAUACUCGAGGAGCCGUAGAGCAGUCGGAGCGUAGACUUUGUUUCCAUGAAGCUCUGGAUACCAAUUUGUAUAUUCCUCUUGUACAUUUUUACGUAGCCAUUAAAUCCUCUAUUUAAUCUA